CAUGGAUGGAAUUGAUUUAUAUUGUGCUUUUAAUUUCUAAAUAUAAAUGUCUUAAUGCUGAAAGGAUUAGAGAUCAUUUUGUUUUGUUGGUUGAUAUGCUACAUACUUAAUCUUCCUUUGAGCCUGUUACUGAGAUCUAAAGGAGGUUAAAACAAACAACUCUGUGGUCGAACCAUGUUAAUAUGAUUUAGAUGGAUGAGCAAAUUAUGUCAUCUAAUAUAUUGGUACAGUGUCGAAUAUGCCACGAUGAGGAUGAAGAGUCAAACAUGGACACACCCUGUUCUUGUUGUGGCACAUUGAAGUAUGCACAUAAAAAAUGUGUUCAAAGAUGGUGCAAUGAGAAAGGUGAUACUAUAUGUGAAAUUUGCCAACAGCAACUUAAGCCCGGCUAUACUGCACCGCCAUUGCCUCCUCUGUUACAUUAUGGUGGUUCUCCAAUAACUUUUGGAUGGAACUGGGAGAUUUCAAGAAGGGAUCUUCAUAGCCACCAGUUCAUAGCGAUGUUUAAUGCUAAUCGUGAAUUCCUAGACCUUGACUUUUCAUAUUCGUCAGCACCUUCUACAAGAAGCUUGAUAUUUUGCCGCAUUAUUGCCAUUAUUUUUAUUGUUCUUCUUCUUUUACGCCAUACACUUCCGAUCAUAUUUAUACUCAGUGGAGCAAGAGCAUAUUCAUUGGCAGUGUUUAUGCUAGUAGUGUUGAGAAUCAUUGGAAUGAUUGUACCAGUGUAUAUAAUGGUUAAAGCUAUUAUUGCAAUGCAACAGUUCCAAUAUCAGACACUCGAUAAUCAGCAUUCCCCUAUGCAAGCACACGGGGAAGAUGAAAUAGGACAAUCUCAGUUGCGUGUCAUUCAUAUUCAGUGAUUCCAUGGUCAACUUCGGAUGAAGAAAUUGUUAUAACUUAUAAUGUUGAAAAGAUAAAUCAGAGUGAAGUCGUAAUUAUUUUUUACGUACAGGAAGGGUGAAAACAGACCGAAUUGAAGAGAUAUAAACAGACCGAAUUGAAGAGAUAUUUGAUGUAGUUACUCGUCUGUGAAAGUCCAUAUUCAAUGUAACUCAGGAUGUUGUUGUAUAUACAACAUAACCCCUUGUUACCAGAAACAAAAGAACGAGAAAGUAUAUACAUUGUCAUCACCAGAUAAAAAUAAAAUGGAUCCUUGUCAUCUAUAUUUUAAUUUA
Messenger RNA from Glycine soja, 1175 nucleotides. RefSeq lists its product as uncharacterized. Gene Ontology annotation, cellular component: membrane. Gene Ontology annotation, molecular function: zinc ion binding; ubiquitin-protein transferase activity. Gene Ontology annotation, biological process: protein ubiquitination. The record is from RefSeq and is a predicted model, not a curated record. Bases 192 to 860 code for a protein of 222 amino acids. The transcript has 7 exons. NCBI's taxonomy places the organism in Eukaryota, Viridiplantae, Streptophyta, Magnoliopsida, Fabales, Fabaceae.